UCUGGCAAACUGUGGCUCUUGUUAUCUAAGGUAUGCCUAGUCCUGUUUUGGCAAUUUUUUCUUUCCUUCCCCCAGAGUGUGCAGGAUCCUUGUCACUUGGAAAGAGAUUACAACCCUACAUUUAGCAAAGAUGGGGAUCUGGUUAUUGGAGCCUUUUUCUCUGUGUUCCAGCAGUAUUAUGGUUUCAAUGGACCAACGUCCUUCCAAGAUCCACCAAUCUUGCCUAGAUCAGCAACAAGGGAGAUGAUUAAACACUAUCAACACUUCUUGGCUUUCCAAUUUGCUGUGGAUGAGAUCAACAAAGACCCCUAUUUGCUGCCCAACAUUACCCUGGGAUACCAACUCCUCAAUAACUUCCAUGAGAGCAUUCUAGCUGUGGAGAGCUCCUUGAUAUGGCUGUCAGGGAAGGGUAGGACCAUCCCUAACUACAGCUGUGAUAGGCAGCAAAAGUCAGUGGCUGUCAUUGGAGGGCUAGCUGCUUCUCUGUCCAUACCACUUGCCAAAGUGCUAGAACUCUAUAAAAUACCACAGAUCAGCUAUGGUCCUUUUGAUCCAAUACUGUCUGACAAGGUCAAACUUCCAUACGUUUAUCAGUCAGCAAACAGAGACACCACUCUUCAUGUGGCAAUAGUCCAAUUGAUGUUGCACUUUGGCUGGACUUGGGUGGGGCUGAUUCUUUCAGAUGACAUCAGAGGGGAGAAUUUCUUCAGAGAUGUGAAGGAGGAGAUGGUGAAGAAUGGUGUUUGUGUGGCUAUUAAAGAAAUAGUUCCUCAAAACUUGCUGUAUAAAUUUGAUAAAGAAACAAAACUUCUUUAUAGGAUCCUUGUAUCAUCGUCAAAGGUAAUUUUCAUCUAUGGAGAUACCAAUUCUCUACGAGAACUUUUUCCAGCAAUCAAUCAUUUUCCAUUAUAUGGGAAGUUGCUGGUCACUACUUCCUCCUGUGAUUUUGGUGUACAUUCUAGCACUGAAACAAAUGAAAAUUUUCAUGGUAUGAUAAUAUUUUCCCAUGUUAAACCUGAGGUUCCUGGUUUCACAGAUUUCCUAAACUCGGUGAAUCCCAUAAAAAAUCCUGAAGACAUUUUCUUAAAGACUUUCUGGGAGACAGCCUUUGGGUGUACACUUUCAGAAAAAAGACCUGGAGAUAUGAAGUUUUAUGCUUGCCCCAAAUAUUAUUCCUUGAGUGAUGUUAACCCUGAUAUUCUUGACAUGGUCAUGUCUGAGCUAAGUGUUAAUGUCUAUAGUGCUGUGUAUGUUGUAGCUCGUGCUCUCCAUGAAAUCCUCCAGACUCAGUCAAAGGAAAUAUCAGAAUUUGGAGCAAUCCCAGAAAUUUCAUGGAAGCUCCACCAUUUCCUGAAGUGCAUCAACCCUGUCAGUAAUAUCAGUGAUGAGACAUGUGGGGAUAGAAGCAGGAUGCCUAUUGAGACAUAUGAUAUCCUGAAUUUUAAUUAUGUUCCUGGUCGAAUGGACACAUUGGUGAAAGUUGGGAAAGUGACCCCUGAGUUGCCUAAUGGCCAGGGAUUCAGGAUUAAUGAAGAAGACAUUGAAUGGCCAGAAGAUUUUGCUCAGACCCCCAGUUCCAUUUGCAGUGUGAGCUGUGUCCCUGGAUUCAGGAAGACAGCCCGUGAGAAUGAGCCCAUCUGCUGCUUUGACUGUACUCCAUGCCCUGAUGGAAAGAUUUCCAACCACACUGAUGCAGAAGUGUGUCUGAAAUGCUCUGAAGAUCAGUUCCCAAGCAGGGAGAGAGAUCGAUGCCUCUCCAAGAAUGUGAUCUUCCUGGCCUUUGAAGAACCUCUUGGAAUGACUCUGACCUGUACUGCUAUCUGCUUCUCCUUCCUCACUGCUCUGGUCCUUGGAGUCUUUGUGAAGCACAGAGACACUCCCAUAGUCAAAGCAAAUAACCGAGGUCUCAGCUACACUCUGCUCAUCUCCCUCACCCUCUGCUUCCUCUGUUCCUUGCUCUUCAUUGGUCGUCCUACCACAGCCACCUGCCUGCUGCGACAAACCACUUUUGCAAUUGUGUUUACAUGUGCCAUUGCAUCCAUUUUAGCAAAAACCAUCACUGUAGUCCUGGCCUUCAAGGCCACAAAGCCAGGAAGUAACCUGAGGAGGUACCUGAGUUCCACAGCAUCUUUUUCUCUCAUCCUUACUUGUAUUCUACUCCAAAUGUGUCUCUGUGGCAUCUGGCUUGGGACAUAUCCCCCAUUCCUGGAGAUGGAUAUGCACUCUGAGCUUGGUCACAUUGUCAUUCAGUGUAAUGAAGGCUCCAUCCUUGCCUUCUACUGUGUCCUGGGCUAUAUGGGCUUUCUGGCCUUGGGGAGCUUCACAACAGCUUUCUUGGCAAGGAACCUACCAGACAUUUUCAAUGAAGCCAAGUACCUGACCUUCAGCAUGCUUGUAUUCUGCAGUGUCUGGAUAUCCUUUCUGCCCACAUAUCAGAGCACCAAGGGCAAGGCCAUGGUGGCUGUGGAAGUCUUUUCCAUCUUGACCUCCAGUGCUGGGAUUCUAACUUGCAUCUUUGCUCCCAAGUGCUAUGUGAUCCUUCUGAGGGCAGACAGAAAUACCCUGGAGAUACUGAAAAGUAAAGCUAAUUCUGGGGGCUUAAGGUGUUCUCAGCCCACUUAG
Molecule: messenger RNA, 2622 nt
Organism: Trichosurus vulpecula (common brushtail)
Lineage: Eukaryota; Metazoa; Chordata; Mammalia; Diprotodontia; Phalangeridae
Product: vomeronasal type-2 receptor 26-like
Exons: 6
Coding region: 244-2622 (792 amino acids)
Biological process (GO): G protein-coupled receptor signaling pathway
Cellular component (GO): membrane
Molecular function (GO): G protein-coupled receptor activity
Source: RefSeq, a predicted model, not a curated record